UUGGAGAGCCAGUCGGCGGCGCGGAGGCGGAGGGAGAGGAGUUAGUCCUCCGCUGUUUUACCCCCUUCUAGUCCCCGUAGCUUCUGCCCCGUUUGGGCUUCUGCUUGGGCCCCCCAGGAUCACUCUCAGACUCUACGGGCCCCAAAGCUCCUGCCCCCCAGGCUCCCUGUGCGGAAGGGGCUCCUGAUCCCCAAACCCCGUUCUCGGGCCCCACCUUAUCCCCAAGCUCUUGUAACCCACUUUUCCGCCUCUUUCGCCCCGGCUUCUGCACCCACCCUCGUGCAGGCUCCCCUCCUGCUCCCCAAUUCCGCUGCCGCUCCGCUCCCCGGCCUCCCUUCGGGCCCUCCUCUAGGGCUCCCCAACCCCGUCCCCCUCGUACCUCUCCCCAUUCUGCGCCCGCCCCAAUAGCGGGGCAAGUACUGAGCUCCCUCUAGGUGCCCUCCCCGGGGACCCAGACAGGGACCUGGGGGCCCGAGCCGAAGAUGUCUGGAGACCGGCGGCGGCCGCGCCCUUGGCUCCUGUGGCUGCUCCUGAGGUCGCUGCUCCCGUCCGAGGUGUGGGCUGGACAGUUCUGUCCUGAUGGUCUCUUCCCUUGGGGAGAUCUGUGCUGCAACACCUGUCCCCCAGACUGGGGCACCUCAGAGCCCUGUGGAGAAGCUGAUCUGGAGUGUAAACCAUGUCCUUCCAAUGAGACCUUGUCCCUAGAAGGCACUUCUGAGCCCUGCCAGCCAUGUUGCAGCUGCCCCAUUGGGCAUUUUCUCAACAGCACCAACCACUGCCAGCCAUGCAAGGCCUGUUCCCCAGGCAACGAAGCCAAGAUUCCUUGUGGGAAGGGCACUGACACUGUGUGCCAGCCCUGUCCUCCAGGCACCUAUUCAAAGGAGAGCAGUGUCCAGGAGCCCUGCAAGGCCUGUACUCACUGCAGUGACAGCAAAGUUGUGGUCCUGGCCUGUACCCGCCUCUAUGACACCCUUUGCAUGGAUGAAGAACUGCAUAUCCUUAUCCGUGAUGCAGAAGCCAAGGGCGCAGACUCCAAUAUCUCCUCCACCUUCCCCAUGCCUCCCAAGGAUUCUGGCAUCAUCAUCCCCAUCUAUUGCUCCCUCCUGGCAGCUGUGGUGGUGGGACUCCUAGCCUACGUUGCUUUCAAGUGCUGGAGAACCUGUAAACAGAAACAGCAGCUGGCAAAGGCUCGGAUUGGGGAGCUGGGCAUUGCUGAGGGGGAGAAGCUUUACGGUGACAGCAGUAUCUGCCUGGACACAACGGGGCUCCAUGAACUACAUGGCGUGGGCAAAGAGGUCCAGCCAGAGUCCUGUCGGUGGCGACUCUAUGGGCAGCUCCCCAAGGAGCAACAAGAGGAGGUGGAGCAGUUGCUGGAGGCAGGCAGCCCAUCCAGAGCAGGCUGGCAGGUCUUGGCUAAGCAACUGGGCUACGAAGCUGCCGCUGUAGAAGUGAUGAGCCAAGGCCCAACACCCACUCACACUCUGCUAUGCAACUGGGCCACCGAAGGUGGGGCUGGGGCCACCCUUGAAGUCUUGGAGACAUCACUGAGGGCAAUAGGCCGAGAGGAUGUGGCCAGGGCCCUGUGGAGUCUUGACGAGGCUAAUUCCAUGGUAUGAAUUUAGGGCCCUGGCUCCGUCAAGCUGGGGCUUUCUCUCCCUCCUCUCCUCCACCACUCUGCUUCUCUCAGGGAAACAUGGUUGGCUGCUUUGACUUCAGGGUCCAUGUCCUCUAGACCUCUCUUCCAGCCAGGCUCCUAGUACUAUAGCUCUGUGAGGAAGGCUCAUGAGGCCCCCAUGGCCUGUUUCCCUGGCCCCAGGACGUUGUUCAUAAUGUCCAGUGGACAGGAAUGGGCUUUAGUCCAUUUUCCUGCUCCACAGCGAAGUCCCUUGAGAGCUUGGGCUGGAAGUAGUAAUGGAAGGCCUUCUGACCCUCCUGCCAGGGUGGGAAGCUUCCGAUUCUUUGGAGUAGGAACUAGGCUUAGCGGGAGAGACCUCCAAAUCUUUACCUCUACAACACACCUGGUCUCACCAUUUAUGUUUACAAAUUAAAGGAAAACAUGCCAACGUC
Molecule: messenger RNA, 2067 nt
Organism: Dromiciops gliroides (monito del monte)
Lineage: Eukaryota; Metazoa; Chordata; Mammalia; Microbiotheria; Microbiotheriidae
Product: death domain-containing membrane protein NRADD-like
Exons: 6
Coding region: 483-1616 (377 amino acids)
Biological process (GO): Rho protein signal transduction
Cellular component (GO): plasma membrane; cell surface
Molecular function (GO): death receptor activity; nerve growth factor binding; coreceptor activity
Source: RefSeq, a predicted model, not a curated record